AUGGGUAACAUUCUGCCUUGGGGUGCGCAAGCAAAAUGCCGGCGGGCAAUAGAGAAGAACGAAAAGUCUCGUUCACAAGGAUUUGCCGAUUUUCAAACUCGUAUCGCAACUAACAGUGAUGACGUGUUGGAAAAACGCAAACAAAUUGUCUCAUGGACCUUGUUAGAACUGAGGGGUGAGUACCACUUUCUCAGUUUGUUUCUCCUUUUUACAGAUAUUUUAUGUUUCUCAGAUCGUCUGCAGCGGGAUGAGUUAACUGCUGUACAAGCCUUAGAAGCCUAUGUGUGGAAAGCUUUGCAACUGCAGGAAAGAAAUAAUUGUUGUAUUGAAGUGCUAAGAGAGGCUUUCGAUACAGCUGCUGAAGCGGACAAAAUGUGGUCAGGCGUUAAGGAGAAGCCGCCGCUAUUUGGCAUUCCUUUCAGUGUCAAAGGAAAUUUCUUUAUGCCUGGCUACGAUUGUACCCUAGGUUUGGCAAAAUUCCUGGAGCAACCGAAACUUGAAGAAUGCACAAUGGUAACUCACCUACGCAAUCUUGGAGCGGUUAGUUGGUUUUGCUGUCUGAAAUUUUGGAUCUACCCUCCUUGGGACUUGUUUAGGUCACCUGGAGGAUCUUCUGGUGGUGAAGGUGCACUUUUUGCUGGUGGUGGUACUCCAUUUGGUAUUGGAAGUGAUCUUGCCGGGAGUUUGCGAAUCCCAGCCGCAUUUUGCGGUUUUGUAACGUUGAAACCUUCGCAAGAACGUCUAGUCGUCAAAAAUACCCAUGGAGGUGUUCCUGGGCGUGGACGUCUCGGAUUAAGUUUUGGUUUUUUCACUCAUACAGUCGAAGAGCAAGUCGAAUUACUGCAGACGAUUGUUGGAAAUCCUGAAUACAUCAAACUCGUUCCCACUUCCAUCGCAGUACCGUUAGACAAGAAGAUUGCUAAAACAGACAAACUGCGUAUUGGUUACUACGAUGAUGAUGGAUUCUGCCCUGCGGUUCCUUGUGUUAAAAGAGUUCUGCUGGAAACUGUAGAACGAUUGAAAGCCGAAGGUCAUGAACUAAUUCGUUUCAAAAUUCCUAACGUGGAUGAGAUGGUCCAACUAUUGUAUAAGCUCUUGAUGCCGGAUGGAGGCCGUUAUGUUCGUGCUCUUUACGAUAACGAUAUCGUCGAUCCAUACUUGAAGGAAUUCGUGACGCUCCUAAAAGUCCCCCACUGGCUACGAUCUGUGGCUUCUUACAUUCUGCAGUCAAUCAGUCCUCAGCUGUCGGCAUUAUCUGCUGCUUAUGUGUCUGAUUUGGAUGAUUUACGUUAUACUCAAGAAAUGUGCGAUGCUUAUAAGGACAAGUUCACUGAAUAUUGGAAGAGUCUUGGAAUAGAUGCACUGAUAUGUCCGACAUUCCCUGUUCCCGCUGUCCCGCACCGUUUUCCAUCACGUAUGUCUUCGGCUGCGACCUAUACAGGUCUCUACAAUUUGCUCGAUUACCCUGCAGGUGCUGUUCCAGCUGGAAAAGUAACCUCAGAGGAUGACCAAGAUCUGCUAGACGAGUCAAAGUAUCCUGUAGGUAUCGUUGGAUUACCGCUUUCUGUACAAGUAGUGACGCUUCCUUACGAAGAAGAGAAAUGCCUUCGAGUCAUGAGUGAAGUUGAACGAAUUUGGAAUAAUAAUGGAGUUAGUGAGAGUUUUGUAAACGUUUCACCGUGA
Messenger RNA from Haemonchus placei, 1683 nucleotides. The record is from the annotation of a GenBank genome assembly. Lineage: Eukaryota; Metazoa; Nematoda; Chromadorea; Rhabditida; Trichostrongylidae.